AUGAAGGGGACCAGCGCCCUCCUGCUGGUGGUCCUCACGCUGUUCUGGGUCUGUGGCCCGGCCACAGCGGAGGACGACAGUGAGUUUUUCAUGGAGUUCCUGCAGACGCUGCUGGUGGGGACGACGGACGAGCUCUUUGAGGGGCCGCUGGGCAAGUACAACGUCAACGAGGGCGCCAGGGCAGCACUGACGGAGCUCAAGUCCUGCCUGGACGGCCUGCAGCCCGUGCACAAGGAGGACUUGCUCAAGCUGCUGAUGCAAGUGCUAGGCGGUGAGGACGGCUCCUAA
Molecule: messenger RNA, 288 nt
Organism: Lepus europaeus (European hare)
Lineage: Eukaryota; Metazoa; Chordata; Mammalia; Lagomorpha; Leporidae
Gene: SCGB1C1
Product: secretoglobin family 1C member 1
Exons: 3
Coding region: 1-288 (95 amino acids)
Source: RefSeq, a predicted model, not a curated record